UCCAUGGAAUCUAAUCAAGUUAAUAUUGGAGGCGAUCAUGGUCGUGAAGACAAAAAUAGAUUUUGGACAGCUGUUUACGAUUACGAAGCUGUGGGAGAUGAUGAAUUAUCAUUACGACGGGGAGAACAAGUGGAAGUACUGUCCAAAGAUUCUAAAAUAUCUGGUGAUGAAGGUUGGUGGACGGGUAAAAUUGGUGAUAAAGUUGGGAUAUUCCCUAGCAAUUUCGUGACUCAACAAGAUGUCAAUCAUUUGGAGCAAGUAGGCAAUAAUGGUCGAGUGUUCGAAAUUCUUUUCUCCGAUUUAGAACUGGAAGAAGUUAUUGGUGUCGGCGGCUUUGGAAAAGUUUAUAGGGGAUCUUGGAAAGGACAGGAAGUUGCUGUUAAAGCUGCUAGACAGGAUCCUGAUGAAGAUAUUAGUGUGACUACUGAAAAUGUCAGGCAAGAAGCUAAACUCUUCUGGUUGCUAAAUCAUCCCAAUAUUGUGACUUUAAAAGGUGUCUGUCUUGAAGAACCUAAUUUGUGUUUAGUGAUGGAAUAUGCCCGUGGAGGGUCUUUAAAUAGAGUGUUAAGUGGGAGGAAAAUACCACCUGAUGUGCUGGUUGACUGGGCUAUACAAAUAGCUAGAGGGAUGAAUUAUCUCCAUUAUGAAGCACCUAUUUCGUUAAUUCAUCGUGAUUUGAAAUCUAGUAAUGUAUUGAUCAGUGAACCUUUGGAAAAUGGACAUUUAAGAAACAAGACUUUGAAAAUUACAGAUUUUGGAUUAGCAAGAGAAGUGUAUAAAACAACAAGAAUGUCAGCUGCUGGAACAUAUGCAUGGAUGGCUCCAGAAGUUAUAAAAUCAUCAACAUUUAGUAAAGCCAGUGAUGUAUGGAGCUAUGGUGUCUUAUUAUGGGAAUUACUGACUGGAGAAACACCUUAUAAAGGAAUUGAUGCAUUAGCUGUAGCUUAUGGCGUUGCUGUAAAUAAGCUUACUUUACCUAUUCCAUCAACAUGUCCAACUCCUUUUUCAUCACUUAUGGAGGUUUGCUGGCAUCCUGAUCCUCAUCAAAGACCCACCUUUAUCCAUAUUUUACAUGAAUUAGAAGAAAUUGCUUGCUCCCCGUUUAUGAAUACUCCACAAGAAUCAUUCCAUACCUUACAAGAAGAUUGGAAACACGAAAUUGCUGAAAUGUUCCAUGAGCUACGCUGCAAAGAAAAGGAGCUGAGGUGUCGUGAGGAAGAGCUUACAAAAGCAUUGUUGCAGCAAAAAAUUCAGGAAGAAUUUUUACGGAAAAGAGAACAAGAAUUAGCUGAACGAGAAAUAGAUUUGCUUGAGCGAGAAUUAAAUGUUAUGAUACUCCAACAACAACAAGGUCGCCCUACACCUAAGAAACGUAAAGGGAAGUUUAAGAAAAGCAGACUAAAAUUAUUAAAAUCUGGUGGUCAAAUUAGCAUGCCCAGUGACUUUCGACAUAACAUUACUGUUCAGCCAUCCCCUACAAUGCGACCUGAAAUUGCAGGAUUGCGCAUACCCGCUAGUCCAGAGAGCCCCCCAGCUUCUCCAAAUCUACCUCGUCUUAGAGCUUAUGCAUUGCCUGUUGAUGGUGUGAAAGGCAAAACUUGGGGUCCCAGCACUGUUCAUCAAAAGGAGCGUGGCCAUUCUAGACGUUUACUGAUUGAUGGAAACAAAAGAUGGUCAAAAAGUGCCCCAAAUUUGGAAAAAUCUCAGAGAGGUGCUUUUUCUAGUGUAAUGUGUAAUUAUGGAGCCUUGCCUGAAUGUGGUCAUGAAGAAUGGCAGUUAGAAAGUAUGCCUUUGCCAAGACACCACACCCUUUACAAUGAAACCGAUUCUGAAAAUAGUUUAAAACGGCCGGGAAAUUCUGUCAAUUUGGGUUUGUUCAACGUUGCUGCCAUAGUUAGUUGUAUUGCUCUUGGUUUUGACAUAAGACUGGUUACACAAACUUCUGUCCAUCCAAAGCUCACUCCUGUUUGGUCUGAUGAUGAUGAUGAAGAAAAAAGGUGGUGGUCUAGGGAGCAAGGUUCUCCUCUGUGUUUAGGUUCAGAGUUUGAAUUUUCUUCAGCAUCAGGAUAUCGACACAACACCUACCAUGGCCAGACUAGGCACUAUCGACCUGGAUUGAAUUUCGAUUUUGCGAUUCCAUUGCACUUUACAGAUUCUCCCCAACAUAAUCCAAAUGCUAGCUCAGCAGGCUCUUACACUCCACAUGCUCAGAGUCCAUGCCGGAAAUCUUCUACUACAAGUAAUGAAAGUGACCAUGCUGCUACCAGCUCGAGCUCAGGUUUUGGACCUUCACCGUUAGGUGUCUCAUCUGUAUUGGAACGUAUGUCUUAUUUAGAUUUCAAUAGACAAGAAGGAUAUCACACUCCUCCUCCCCAUUUUCCGGAUCAUUCUCGACAACCAGAAGUUUCUUAUCACUACUACCAAGAAUACAGAGGUGCUGGAGUUGAAUCAGUGUGUUAUGUGGAAAAAGUUUAUGCUGAUCAAACAAGACCCGACGUUUACCAUGUUGAAAGGUUGUAUCCCGAAAAGAACUACCAAGAAGGUUUUCAUGCUCACGAUAUUCCCGGUUCCCCUUCUCCUUCAAUGGGGCACGUGCAGCCUCGUACUCCUCAAAGGAUAAUUUGCACUCAUCGAAGGACUUCAUCUAAUAUAUCUGAUAAUUCUAAUGCUUCCUCAAGUAUUAAUCCUCUGUUUCGCACAGAGGAUAGUGAACAUGACUCCGAAAGUUAUUCUCAAUCAUUGCCGCCUUCAACGAUAGCUCCUUACCAUACGCCAUACGUGACAGUGAUUACUUCUUUGCCUAAUACACCCAGGAGAAAAAAUAGUCAGGAUAGUGCCGUGUUUGACUGCAGCUAUCGUUCUUUAGCUCAUUCAAAAUUAAAAUGUGGUAUUGAUAAUACAUCUUCUCCUACGAGGGGAUGUCUUAUCAAUUCUGCAAACAAUGCUGAUGGAACUCCAACAAAUGGGACGCCCAAUAGCAGUUCUAGAUGUUCUUCUAACGAGGACAGUGGUAGCACUUCGCGGGUCCGCUUCAGCAUAGACGAAAGCGACGAGCCCGCUGUAAAAACUGUAAAUAAAGCUUCUGGAACAGAUGAUCUGAAAUCUCUUUUAGACAUUCCAUCAGAUGGACAGGCAGAAGGUGGUACCAUUCCAUUGUCAGAUGUGAUGAGAGUAGGAGACCAACGACAGUCGUCUGUAAGGUAG
Uloborus diversus is the source of this 3204-nucleotide messenger RNA. RefSeq names its product mitogen-activated protein kinase kinase kinase 11-like. Lineage: Eukaryota; Metazoa; Arthropoda; Arachnida; Araneae; Uloboridae. Bases 4 to 3204 code for a protein of 1066 amino acids. The record is from RefSeq and is a predicted model, not a curated record. The transcript has 10 exons. Gene Ontology annotation, biological process: protein phosphorylation. Gene Ontology annotation, molecular function: JUN kinase kinase kinase activity; ATP binding; protein binding.